UUGAACUACCACGUGACCAGAUUUUCCAUGAGAGAACGGAAACGUGAAGGUCAAGGUCAUUACGGAAAAAUUACUAGGAAAGGGUCGUUCUUUAGAUACUAAUACUGUGAAAAAAUCGAUAAAUAAACGCGGAAAGUUGUUAAUUUGGGAAUAAAAUAAUUAAUAUCAGGAGUGAAAUUUUAAUUUGACACUUUUUUGUUGCAAAAAGACACUGAUCAAUUAAUAAAAGUAACGGAUUCAAUUGGAUUUUGUAAUUUACAAAUUCGACUAAAAAUUGUGCAUGGCCGAAAUGGCCGAAAUGAACAAAUUGUCGGCUCAAUUAAGAACUAUUAAACGGGCGCAAGAAUUAGCGCGAGUCAAAGCUGGGAAAGCCAGUGAGACACCGGGAAAUCCGGAUGAAAUCUCAGAAAAUAUGAAUUGCGAAACGCAAUUAAAUAAUGAACAAUGCGUUUCACCCGAAAGGGUAAACAAUGGGGGGAAUCCCCAGUCGCUAGAACGAGAUGCUGGAGAAAUUCCAGAACGAGGCUCGGAGCACAUGGCGGCAUGCGCAGACAGCAGUGGAUUGUGGGGAAGGAUUUCCUCAAUGGAAGAAUCUUUCCGGAAACGGGAAGAAGCGCAGACGGAAAUCUUAGCAAAUAUAGUGCUGAACGUUGCAAAAAUGCAACAAAAUAUGCAAAAAGAAAGAAAUGGCCAACAGUCGAUUAUGACUGCAACGGAAAGCAACACCCCUGCUACAAUAAAUCACGAUGGAUUAGACGAAUUGUUAAGUGAAACCGAAAGUACGGUAACGAGUGGUGACAACGUUGACAAUGAAUUUUUGGCAGACUUAAUGAAUGACUAUGAAACUAAAACGCAGUUUGGGCCUAACGUAAAUGAGACAUUAGGGAAACUUGUUUGCAACGCUAUCGACAGUGCGUUGCCAGAAGAAGAAGACAAAAAAUUAAGAGAAAAAUACCUAAUCCCGGAAAACUGUCAAAACUUGAGAGUUCCCAAAGUUAACUGGGAAUUAUGGACUGCAUUUAAGUAAAACGAGCAUCUGACUUGGCAUUGCAAUCAACACAGAGCUAUUUGAGUUUAGCAAUUGUACCAGUUAUUAAAUCUCUUGAACUGCUAAUGGAAAAAGGGGACAUUAAGAAAGUAAAAGAGUUGACCAAAGAUACGUUCAGAUUAUUGGCUCAAGGCAUUAAUGUGGCUAAUCGAAAGCGUAGGGCUCUUAUAAGACCAGCAAUACCAACAAAGUAUCGCAAGGUGUGUGAAGGGGAAGAAAAAACCACACAAUUUCUCUUUGGUAAUGACUUAGACUUAAAGGUGGAAAAUUGUGAGAAGGAAGAAAAGCGUGCACAGAAAUUAGGUGGCCACCAGAAUAGUGUCACAACAAGUAAAUCGAAGCCUUUUUUAGGCCAACGAUUCCCGAAAGGGAAUCAAUUUCAACCACCGCAACAGUCGAAUCAAGGCAAUUACAACCCAUCAUAGGGGAGAAAUGCCCAUCGAGGAAAAUUCCAGGCCCAAAGAGGGGCAUAUUACAGGAAGAAAUAACUUUUGAUCAGUCACUGUCUUCAGAAAAUAAUCCUCGACAGAGUGAAUUCAGCGGUAUUGAUUGCUCCAUUAUGGCCAACACAGGUGUGGUUCAGUCAAUUAUUACAACAGAUUUGUGCCCAGUCGUACAUUCUACCAAAAC
Ruditapes philippinarum (Manila clam) is the source of this 1678-nucleotide messenger RNA. RefSeq lists its product as uncharacterized. Bases 281 to 1027 code for a protein of 248 amino acids. The transcript has 2 exons. NCBI's taxonomy places the organism in Eukaryota, Metazoa, Mollusca, Bivalvia, Venerida, Veneridae. The record is from RefSeq and is a predicted model, not a curated record.